CCGCCUCCUCCGCAUGCGCCUCUGAUUUCUAAGACUGCUGCAUAGAUAGCGGAACGAUGGUUGCGCGCGCACACUUGCGUUACCUGCGUCCUACAGCUGGGCAAGUGUGACGCCUUUAUCAGUUGCUGCAACGAUAGCGAAGAGUCUUGUGACACCUUACAAGAUCAACAGACUGAUUUCCGCAUAUGCGGUCGAAGAUUCUAGUCCACGACAGUUUAUGCUACAAUGAAUAUAUUCGUCUUUAAAUUACCACAAAACAUCGUUGUAAAGUUGCUAGAUCACCUGAGAUGGUUCAGAACCUCCCUGGGAGAUAAAAAGCGGAGAUUGGCGUGAAUGAUGCAAUGGCAACUACUGGAGGGGAGUAGUAGAAGGUGGAAGGCACCUGGAGGAAAGGAGCCUGGCCAUGCUUAGUUACUCGGGGUAGAGGCCUGGAACCUCCUGGACGACGAAGGUGGGGAGAGGACUCCGAGCAAAUGGCAACCACGCUGGCAGCCAAGCCCACAGCAGCCGCUCUGGCGGCCCUCCACCAAAUUCCCUGGCUCUAGAAUCCUGUUUCUUCUGGAGAGCCUGCGAAACAGACGGUUGAAACCCUUAAACUUCGGCCAGGCGGGAGACCGAAUGGUCGUUUCGCCCCCUAAUCUUCUGCAGCGUUGAACUUCCACAGGCGCUUUUUUCCUUCCAUGCCUGGUGUUAGUGAAGCCAGCAGGAGCCAUCGCUAGAGCCAACAUCACAUUGUUGGUGGCAAAGAAGCAAAAAAAGAAAAGAAAAAAGAAUCUCUUUCAACACGUGCUGUACAUCCUUACGGCACGAAACGGGGUUACUUAGAUUGCCCAACAUUUGAUUAGAACGAAGGGAGAGGGCUUUUUCUUUUCAUAAAGAAAGGGCAUUUCAGUCAGGAGACAACCGGGAGGUAGCAAACUAGUUUUGCCAGUGUCAAAAAGGUUGCCCUGACUCCCUGUUCCUGUCUUGGCUUGCAGACACAAAGCUUUGCAGUUCCUUUCUCUCUCACACACACCCCCCCGUGAACAUGCCAGUUUUGUCUGGGCGUUGCUCACCUCCGAUGCCAGAAGCAGGACAGCCAGAAAUUAGAGCUGAUUGGAGAGCUCAAAAUUCCUGUGGACUACAUUUGAGCUUAGGAGAGGAAACAGCCUACCUGCCCAAGAGCUACCACCCUGAGGAGAGCUCAGGUGGCCUCUUCAACAGCUCCCUUUGUUGUUGUAAACAGCCCAGAGAUAAAAUACAGAAGAAACCGUUCACAAGAAGAAAGAACUUCACUUUUCCACAACAGGCAAAUACAGCACAGAAGAAACCAUAGAGACUUCUUGACGAGAUGUUUCAUGAACGUUUCCUUCUGCUUUCUGGCGCUGGGCUGCUGUUCCUGACAACAGUGCUUUCUCUUGAAUGUACCAAAUUCAAUGUAAAAACAUGCCAGGAGUGCAUCCAGUCUGGCCCUGGUUGUGCCUGGUGCAAGAAGCGGGAUUUCACAAAAGUAGGAGAACCAGAUUCUAGUCGCUGUGACACUGAGCAACAACUCCAGCAGAGGGGAUGCAGUGAGGGCAUUGUUUUUCCAGAAAGCAUUGCCAUAAGUGGCACUGAUCCACCAAGUCAGAAGAAUAAACAAAUCCGCCCUGAGAAGGUGGAUCUGCAACUAAGACAAGAUCAACCUGCUGUAUUUAAUGUGACAUUCCGUCGUGGUCAAGAUUACCCAAUAGAUCUCUACUACUUGAUGGACCUUUCAUUCUCCAUGGCAGAUGAUCUGCAAAACGUGAAGCGACUAGGAGGGGAUCUGUUAAACACUCUCAGAAGUAUUACCAAUGAUGUUCGGAUAGGGUUUGGUGCCUUUGUGGAUAAAACUGUGUUGCCCUUUGUUAACACACAUCCAGAGAAGCUGCAGAACCCCUGUCCAAAUAAGGACACCAAGUGUCAGCCACCAUUUGCUUUCAGGCACGUGCUCAACCUCACAAAUGAUCAAAACCUGUUUAAAGAAGAAGUAGGGAAGCAGGAUAUUUCGGGAAACCUUGAUGCCCCUGAGGGGGGGCUUGAUGCCAUUAUGCAAGCUGCUGUCUGCGGGAAUAAGAUUGGCUGGCGUGAUGUGACUCGCUUACUGGUGUAUACUACAGAUGACGGUUUUCAUUUUGCUGGGGAUGGCAAGCUUGGAGCCAUCUUAACUCCUUAUGAUGGAAGAUGUCACCUGGAAGAAAAUAUGUACAAAAGAAGCAAUGAAUUUGACUAUCCAUCUGUUGGCCAGUUGGUACAAAAACUUGGAGAAAACAAUAUCCAGCCCAUUUUUGCUGUAACCAGGAAAGUGGCUCCCACAUAUGAAAAGCUCAGCAAGAUGAUCCCCAAGUCUGCUGUAGGAGUGCUGCAGGAGGAUUCCAGAAAUGUCAUCAAGCUUAUCAAGACUGCUUACAAUAAUUUAUCUUCCACAAUCAUAUUCCAACAUGAUUCUGUGCCAGACUUCAUCAAAAUCACAUAUGAUUCCUUCUGUUCUGACAAAACAUCUAGGAAGAAUGAACUAAGUGGAAAGUGUGAUAACGUCAAGAUCAAUGACGAGAUCGUGUUCCAAGUAAAAGUUACAGCAACAAAGUGCAUUGACAAUCUGAACAUUACUAUCCGACCUCUUGGUUUCACUGACGCCCUCACUGUGUCUAUGCGCAGUCGAUGUGACUGUGAGUGUGAUGAUCGACCAAAUCCCUCUGACUGCAGUGGAAAUGGGACACUAGCCUGUGGAAUCUGCAGAUGUAAACCCGGUUUUACUGGAAAGAACUGUGAUUGUGAAACUGGAGGCAAAUCUAGCAAGGAACUGGAAAAAAGUUGCCGGAAGGACAAUGCCUCAGUCGUCUGCUCUGGCCUAGGGGACUGUGUAUGCGGACAGUGUGUUUGCCACACUACUGGUGAUUCCAAAAAACAGAUCUAUGGUCCCUUUUGUGAAUGUGACACUGUUAGCUGUGAGAUUCACAAUGGUCAGCUUUGUGGUGGGCAAGGACGUUGUGACUGUGGGAAGUGUAAAUGCAACUCAGGCUAUGAUGGCAGUGCCUGCCAAUGCAAAGCUUCCACAGAUGGCUGCUUGAACAGCAGGCAUCGCGAAUGCAGUGACCGUGGGAAAUGCCGGUGCAAUCGGUGUGAAUGUAAAUCUGGCUACCAGCUUCCCUUUUGUGAAGACUGCCCAGGCUGUCCCUCGCCCUGUGCCAAACACAUUUCUUGUGUUGAAUGCCAAAAGUUUGGAAGUGGCCCAUUUGCGAAGAACUGCUCUGUAGCCUGUUCAAACAUUCGUCUGAAAGAGAAUAGUCCAAAAGACAGCAAAACGUGCAAAGAGAAGGAUUCUCUGAAUUGCUGGGUCACCUACACUAUGUUUCAAGAGGAUGGAGAUGAGCAAUAUUCUGUGAAAGUCAAUAGUGAGAAAGAAUGUCCAGCGCCUCCGAAUGUUGCAGCCAUUGUGGGGGGCACCAUUGCUGGAGUGGCUCUUAUUGGGCUGCUCCUUCUCAUCAUUUGGCGACUUCUGACGGAGCUGAUUGACCGCAGGGAAUAUCGCCGAUUUGAGAAGGAAAAGUCCAAGGCGAAGUGGAAUGAUGCUGACAAUCCUCUUUUCAAGAGUGCCACAACCACUGUUGUGAACCCCAGAUUUAAUGGCCAGUGAAGCAACCAAAGCAACACAGAGAAGCACAAAGAAGCCCUUCAGCAAAGCAAUAGACGAUGAAGGAUUAAGUGCCUUCUCUACAGUGCUUUAGUCCUAUCCACCUUUCUAAGGCAACAACAAAAUGUCCUGUUUUAUCCUUGUUACACAAUGUAUUUUCAGUAAUUGUAUAUGUGGUUUUUGCAACCUUAUGUCAGUUCCAAUGAUAAAAAAUAGUGCCAAGUGCUAGAUUGCUUAAUUGCACAUCUCAUGAAAUUGUCUCAACUUGGUAGCAAGCAUGAAUUGUCUCCUUUGCUAAGCAGGGUCAACCUGGUUUGCCUUUGAAUGGGAGACUACAUUUGUAUGCCCUCUAAAAUAUUCCCCUUAGGGGAUGAGGCCACUCUGGGAAAGGCACCUGCUUGCUUGCAUGUAGACGGUUCCAAGUUCCCUCCCUGGCAGCAUGUCAAAAUAGGGCUGAGAGAGACUCCUGCCUGCAACCUUGGAGAAGCUGCUGCCAGUCUGUGUAGACAAUACUGACCUAGAUGGACAAAUGGUCUAUUCAGUAUAAGGCAGCUUUCUAUAUCCCACCCAAGGCAACUAGGUUUUUUGCGUUCACUACAGGUUAAAGAAUUUGGCAUUCAUAGUCAAAGUGCAGAAUAUUAAAGCAAGGAGAGAGAGAGAGAAAAGUAAGCAAAAAUGUAUGCUCCCCAAAACAUAAGCAAAACUGUUAAUUUGCAUUUAGAGCAUAUUUUGGGGUUACCUUCAUGAAUCAUUCACAGUUCAUUAUCCCUACAUUCAAGCUGUGUGCAAAGUAGGAAAAAUGAUUGUCUCCCCUUUUGCCGACCCUAUUCCUGUGGCUUUAACAGCAGCCUGACAUACAAAAUACAGUAGCUGCAGCUUUCCCCACCACUUAUUGUGCCAGAAAAUGCUUCACCUGCUACAUGUCUGUGUGCCAAUCUAUGGUGAAACACACAGGAACAGGACCCUUUUAAAAGGUGGCAAGCUAGGGGGAAAUGUUUCUCAUGAGUACUGAUGACUGGUUUGCUGCAAUGUUCUCUUUGAGCACAUAUUUUACAGAGUAGGGGAGAUCCUCCUCUCUUUGCUCUUUAAAAAUGGAACAACAUUAAAUAUAUAGGUGUAACUGAAAACAGAAUUGCACAUUCAAUGCCCCCCCCCCCCUAACAUCUUGGAAAAGUUACUCGAGUCAUUUUGAUACCAUCGAUAUGAGAACAUGACUUAAAUAUUAUGAGGGGAGAGAGAGGAUUGAAUGCAGAUUUGCUGUUUUUGCUCCAUGCUUAAUCUAAUAUAGUGUAGAAGUCUAUAAUUGUGGGUAUGUAAAAGGAUGAUUUUCAAUUCUGAGUCUGCACAUUUAAAAUAACAUGUUAAUUGGAUGUUAGGUUCCUAAUCUGAGCAACAACAACAAAGUGCUGUUUUAUGACAUUUACAACAUGUCUUUCUGUGCAUGCAAGAUGAAAACUUACCCAGGGAUCUUCCUGGCAACAUUCAACACCAGGGCUUGCCUCCUAUAUGAAGAAUCCUCAUGCAUCCUAGGAAUAACCAUUUUAUGGGAUACACAGGUGGUGGCCUCUACUUUGAAUGGUCCAUAUCAGUAUUCCUUAGAGGAAUCUUAAGUAUGGACUUUUCUCAAUGCUUAAUUUUUCCUGUAAGAACGUCUAAUAGUCUCUCAUCUUUACUCUAGCAAUGACAAAGAAGUAGCUAGUCACCUACUUAAGGAUUGAUUCAUUCAUGCAUGGACAUAAGUUGAUGUCCCUCAUUCUACAGCCGCAGUUCCUGUCUUAUUUUCCACCUUUUCCCCCAAAGUAUCAUACAUCAGAUAUUAUGAUUAAUUCUAUUUUAUCCUCAUAACAGUGCUGUGAGAUAAAUGAAGCCAAGAGAGUGAGGCUUGGCCAAAGGCAGCCAGUGAAUGCCCUGGGACUUUUACACACAGCAGGCUUUCCUGCGGGUUUACUGUGAACUCGAAGUUGUCCCAAAAAUCUGACGCAAAUAGUGGAUUUUUUUUUACCCCAGAUAUAAAUCGGUCUAUACUUUAAUGUGCAGUGAAAAACCUGAAUUGUGUGUAAACUGCUCCCGAUGCGAGUUAAAGGGCUUUAAAAGAACGUCAUGGUUGAGCAGAGAUCUACCUCGGCCAAGUCCCACAUUAUAUACUACACCACCCUGGCUUUUAAGCUGAAUGUAUAAAUUCUAUCUAUGUAAACCACUUUGGGAAAUUUUGUUGAAAAGCAGUAUAUAAUAUUUGUUGUAUAUGUCAUAAAUUUCAUUCAUUGGAAAGUAUUGUAUCUGAUGUAAUUUCAGACAGUCUGAAAGCUCUGACAUUGUCUCCAUUGAUUGAUGUCAUGAUGGCACAAAUUCUGCAUUAGUUGCCAUAUGAAGAAAUUAAUCAAAGGGCUUUGCAUAAUUAAUGUCAGUUUAGCAAUAAACUGAGAUCCCUGCUGCGUGUUUGCUCCCACAGAGCUUGCCAUGUGGACUCAAGAUUAUUCGGCUACUUCUGGUUGACAAUGCACUAGCCUGACAUGAAGCCGAGAUUCCAAGAUUCUGGGAACUGAAGUUGGCUUCAUCUCAGGUGGCUUGUUGCUAACUGGAGAUCACAGUAAACUCCUGAUUUCACAUGUCACGCUCAAUUUGAACACACAUGUUAUUGGGUUCUCAGGUUAUCGCUGAAUUGACAGUCAUGUGAAGAGCCCCAUUAUGAAAUCCACAUUGUUUGUAUCAAAUUAGGAUCAACUGGGAGAAAACUAAACAAAACAUGAGGGAUGGCACUUUUGCAGUCUACACAGAAGAUGAGUUGUCACUAGAUUUAAGAAAUCUUAAUUUUCAACAAAUUAAAUUUGCAUAUUGGUAGAAACAAUGGGUAGCAUCCAAACUAAGUUAUUAAUGGGAUUUAAGCGAAUCAUGACUAAUUUGUAUAAUCUAUUUCAAUCGUGCGUAACUGUGACUAACUAGUCUGGACUGCAUUCUGCCCAUUAGUUCUGCUACAGAAGCAUAUUGUCCUUGCUGUUAAAAUUAUGUACACGUGUUGUCGCAGGAAUAAUCUUAAGAGGCAUUUCCUCCUCUGAGAAGUGGGUGAAUGCCUCUUAAGCUGGUGCUUGCCAUCUUCUGGUUCUAUAAAUGCUUGCUUUAAAUAUGUUUAAUCUGCUCUAUUAAUUGUGGGAAUCUCUUGAUUUAAAAAAAACGGUUGCAGCCUACAGUAGAGAAUAUAAGGCCCCUUUUGUUCACAUCCUGUGCUUCCAUGAGGCAAAACGCUGACCUUCAUGCUCCUUUCUGCCUACCAAAUGGUGUUCUAGUAGGAAAGACUUGUCCCUCUCGUCCUUUUGGAGAUGGAUUCCUGGACAGGCAGAUCUCAGGUCCUUCCUGCCUCUUUCACCUUCAUACAGUAUUUAGGGCAGGACCAUAAAGCAGCACCUUCCCAAUUCUGAACAAGACCAUCAGAGAGCUCAGCCAAAGUCAAAGUGCUGGUCAAAGAUAUAUUGGGGUGGGGGAACACACUAAUAGCUUAGGACAACAUGCAAACAGUAUAUUAAUGUGACAAAGCAGAGCUGGCAGCAGUUACAGCUUACACUGUAGCCACAUUGAUGAAAAGAGACAAGCUCCCAAGCUGGCAAGUAGUUAGCAUAUUAAAAGAAUGUUGCUUUUCUAAUUGAUCUAGUGUGAUGCAUUGUAAGCCUGUACCGUACAUCUGUGAUUUAAUUGUCAAAAUUAUACAUUGAACGAAUAAACCUCAAACACAGUC
Molecule: messenger RNA, 7361 nt
Organism: Hemicordylus capensis (graceful crag lizard)
Lineage: Eukaryota; Metazoa; Chordata; Lepidosauria; Squamata; Cordylidae
Gene: ITGB2
Product: integrin subunit beta 2
Exons: 18
Coding region: 1331-3637 (768 amino acids)
Biological process (GO): cell-matrix adhesion; cell migration; integrin-mediated signaling pathway
Cellular component (GO): cell surface; focal adhesion; integrin complex
Molecular function (GO): amyloid-beta binding; integrin binding
Source: RefSeq, a predicted model, not a curated record